Molecule: messenger RNA, 1294 nt
Organism: Magallana angulata
Lineage: Eukaryota; Metazoa; Mollusca; Bivalvia; Ostreida; Ostreidae
Product: spidroin-1-like
Exons: 2
Coding region: 22-954 (310 amino acids)
Source: RefSeq, a predicted model, not a curated record
UUCACCAAAAGACACUUCAAGAUGAUCUCUGUUGUUGCCCUCCUUUGCCUCGUUGCUGGUACUUCCGCUAUUCCAAUCCCGGACUACUACCCAAAAACUCACGGAUUUGGAGGACUUGGAAUUAACGGCCGUAUUAUUGAUAUCAACGACAAUGCAUUUGAAAGCAGCAUCUUAGGAUUUAACGGUGGAAAUUCCGCUUCUGCUGCUGCCUCUGCCGCCAGUGGCCUGAAUUCCGCUGCCGCCGCCGCGGCCGCCAACGCUGCUUCAGAUGGAUCACGUCAUUUUGGACAACAAGGAGCUCUUGGUUUCAAUAAUGGAUUCGGAUUCAAUGGAGGAAACUCAGCUGCCGCUUCUGCCGCCGCUGCCGCUGGUGGUAUGAAUUCCGCUGCCGCCGCUGCUGCAUCCUCUGCACAGAGAUCUUCAUUUACAGGAUUCCAAGGCCAUUCUGGACAUCAGUUGAUUGGUUCUAACUACGGACCAUUUGUUCAACAAGUACCGUCUGUUCAGUUCCAAUCUGUUCCACAAUUCACCGGACUUGGAGGUUCUGCUGCUGCUGCUGCCGCCGCUGCUGCUGGUCAACAGAGCGCUGCCGCUGCCGCUGCUGCAGCUGGACAAAAUGCUGCUGCCGCUGCUGCUGCCGCUGCUGGUAGAAAUGCCGCUGCUGCUGCCGCUGCCUCUGCAUCUGGUGCCAACUUUGGACUUCAGAAUGGAGUUGUAGGUCCCCAGUUUGCCGGUCAGAUUGGUGGUCAAUUUGGUGGUCAAUUUGUUCAACCAGCUGUCUACUACCCCAACGUUGUCGGACAGAACUCUGGAGCUGCUGCCGCCGCUGCCGCUGCUUCCAACAAUGCCGCCGCCGCUGCUGCUGCAGCUUCUGCCAGUGGAUUUAAUGGUGGAAUUAUUAGAGGAUCAACUGGUAUCAUUGGUUCUAGAUAUGUACCAGGAAAGAAAUAUUAAUUGGAUUGUAUUUGAAGACGUUAUUUGAUCUGUGAUAUGCAUGUUUAUCAUGUGUUAAACCAUUUUUUUAAUUUUUUUUUAUUUAUUGCAAUUGGUUAUUAAUUUUCAAUAAAUAUAUUUCAAGUUGAUGAGGAUUAUGGGUUUUUUCUCUGGGGAAUGUUGAAGUUUAAAAUUCAACAAAAAAUAAAAUAAGUGGUAUUAAAAGCAUAAAAAAUAUCUUCGUGAUUUCGCAGUUACUAUUAAAUAGAAGGUUUUAUCAUGUUUAUUGUAUGCCAACUGAAUAUACAGCAUUCUUUCAAACAAAACUAUUUUUCAAGCUUUGAUUUUUUUAGUGGCUUAC